AGGUGAUCUUGAUCUCGUCCGGUGAGGACCCUGUGACCAAGGCCCUGGCUGACAAUCUAUCCCAGAGGACAGGCUGCGAGGUCAGGCAGCUGGGCAAGGACAUCCAGGGUGAGGUCAAAGCCAUGAUGGAUGACAAGGAUCUGGACUGGAAGGAGGUUGCCUAUAUGGGUAAUGAUGCACCAGAUGUUGACUGUCUGAACCUUGCUGGGCUGAGUGCAGUACCCCGGGACGCCCCAGUGGUGGCGAUCAACGCUGCUAAAUACUCCUGCCACAGUGCUGCAGGCCUGGGGGCUGUGAGGGAGUUUUCUGAACACAUCCUGCUGCUCAAGAAGAAGGCCAAGUCUCAGAUGGAACAGGACCGCAUCCACAGAAAUACAUUCUAAACUCUAGAAUGUGUUCUAAAGUCACAGAAAUACAUUCUAAACUCUAGAAUGUGUUCUAAAGUCACAGAAAUGCAUUCUAAAAUCUAGAAUGUGUUCUAAAGUCACAGAAAUACAUUCUAAAAUCUAGAAUGUGUUCUAAAGUCACAGAGAUCCAUUCUAAACUCUAGAAUGUGUUCUAAAGUCACAGAGAUCCAUUCUAAACUCUAGAAUGUGUUCUAAAUUAGGGAUAGGCAUUAUAAAUAAUAUCAUGACAUUUUAUCGGAUAUCCAGAUAGUUUUAAUCAUGGACACUUGUUUGCUGCGCAGCCUGCAGGACUCGGGAGAUGCUGUGGGGACAGGGACCAGGGGUGUGCGACAAAGGAGGGAGAGAACAAGUAGCCACUGACUCGCGCUAGUUAGACACUUGUAAAUGCCAUAGGUUAUCUAUCAUCCAAUAUGGCAGUGCAUGUCUUUACUGUCCUGAUCUACAACAACCCUGUUCAGAGUAAACAGCCUAUACUGAAGGUUGCUCAUUGUAGGCUACUCCUCAUUUACUUUACUUAAUUCUGUCAUUUUAAUUAAACUUUCCUUUCAUUGCUUAGAGAUCUCCCACUUCACGUUGCUACACAUGGAGCCUCUGACUGUAGUGUCAACAACAGCAAGCUAAGUGAAACCUGUGUAGGCUAAUACCGUAUGUAUUUUUUAAACUAUAUUCACAUUUGUGACGUUUUAUUAAAUGAAGAAUUCCAAAUGUCAUGAGUGUAGAAAUGUCCCAUAGAUAAUUUUAUUCCGUUAAGAUGAAGCCUUGUCAUUGUUGAAAUAGGCCUGUGUAUACGAAUACUAAUGUCCGUUUCAAUAACUGUGCCCAUUGCUAGUUUUUACAGGUUGUCAGAUCAAGGUAGUUUGGGUUUUAUUUCGCUACAGGUUGUGUUGACAAAAAUUAAUGUCUUUAUUUUAAAUGAAGUAGUAUACAGGAGGCCUUUCAUUUACUUGAGAUUGAUUGUUUUUCUCUCCACUUUUUAAUGUUCUGCCUUAAUUUUGGGGGGAAAGUAUUAGGACAUUAACAUGGAGUUGCACUGAGAUUCUUGUUGUUUGAGGUGUUUACUUUUGUAUUUCGCCUGCAAUUUGUUUGUCAAAUUAUACAUGAUCAUAAACGUAAGAAACACUUUCUUAUUCCCCUGCU
Oncorhynchus gorbuscha (pink salmon) is the source of this 1544-nucleotide messenger RNA. Its product is annotated as N-acylneuraminate cytidylyltransferase-like. The record is from RefSeq and is a predicted model, not a curated record. Gene Ontology annotation, molecular function: N-acylneuraminate cytidylyltransferase activity. The transcript has 2 exons. Lineage: Eukaryota; Metazoa; Chordata; Actinopteri; Salmoniformes; Salmonidae. Bases 123 to 383 code for a protein of 86 amino acids.